Molecule: messenger RNA, 2568 nt
Organism: Gymnodraco acuticeps
Lineage: Eukaryota; Metazoa; Chordata; Actinopteri; Perciformes; Bathydraconidae
Product: probable E3 ubiquitin-protein ligase TRIML1
Exons: 2
Coding region: 388-2052 (554 amino acids)
Molecular function (GO): protein binding; zinc ion binding
Source: RefSeq, a predicted model, not a curated record
GAAGUGUUUCACCAGCUGCUCUUAAACAGGGAUCAUAACACACAGCCUGUAAAACUGUUGUGAAAUCAAGCGGAAGGAGAAAAUGCAGUGAGAACAUAUUCCUACUUGUGCUCAAUACACUGUUUGAAAAGCCUCUUGGAUCAGUUGUAAAAUGCAUCGUCACAAAGUUAAAUAACAAGCCUCAACAGUUCUUCCUCUUCUCCCUCUUGGCAAACUGCCACUGAGAGGAGGGACCACACUGAAAGAGAAGAGUUUCAAUUUCCCAGAAAUGAAAGCUGGAGAUUGUCUGAGCGACAGCAGAGCAGCAGUCUCUGUUUCUCUGAAGAAACACUCGACUCAGUAGCUCUUUUCAACACAGCAGGAUCUCUGCAAACUCUGAGUGUAGACAUGUCUGCUGCCAGCUGUCUGCUGACUGAAGAUCAGUUUCUGUGCUCCAUCUGUCUGGAUGUGUUCACUGAUCCAGUCAGCACACCAUGUGGACACAACUUCUGUAAAGCCUGCAUCUCUCAACACUGGGAUAGAAAUGUCCCAAGUCAGUGUCCCAACUGUAAAGAGGUUUUCAACAUAAAGCCUGAGCUGCGGGUCAACACUUUCAUCUCUGAGAUGGCUGCUCAGUUCAGACAGUCAGCUCAACAGAAAGCCAGCAGCAGCAGCUCAGAGCGACAAGUUGUCAAACCAGGAGAAGUUCCCUGUGACGCCUGCACUGGAACCAGACUGAAGGCCCUGAAGUCCUGCCUGGUGUGUCUGGAGUCCUACUGUGAGACUCACCUGGAGCCUCACCUGACAAGAGCAGGCCUGAAGAAACAUCAGCUGAACUACCCUGAGGAGAACCUGGAAGGCAGGAUGUGUGUGAAGCACGAUAAACUGCUGGAGCUGUUCUGUAAGACCGACCAGGUGUGUGUCUGCAUGCUCUGCAGUGUUUCAGACCACAAGACACAUGAUGUUGUUCCUCUGAAAGAAGGAUAUGAAGGAAAGAAGGCUGAGCUGGGGAAGACAGAGGCUGAAACUCAGCAGAUGAUCCAGAAGAGACGACUGAAGAUUCAGGAGAUGAAUCGCUCAGUGGAGCUCAGUAAGGAAGGAGCAGACAGAGAGAUAGCAGAUGGUGUUCAGGUCUUCACCGCUCUGAAGGAGUCUGUUGAGAGAAGCCAGGCCGAGCUCAUCGACACCAUCAAAGAGAAGCAGAGAGAGACAGAGGAACAGGCUGAAGGCUUCAUCAAAGAGCUGGAACAGGAAAUCUCUGAGCUGAAGAAGAGAAGCUCUGAGGUGGAGCAGCUCUCACGCUCUGAAGACCAGCUCCACCUCCUCCAAAGCUUCACGUCCCUGAACGCUGCUCCACCCACCAAGAACUGGACAGAAGUCAGGGUCCGUCCACCUUCAUAUGAGGGGACUGUGAGGAGAGCUGUGACUCAGCUGGAGGAGACGCUCAGUAAACAGAUGAAGAAGCUGCUCCCUGAGGUGGAGCUGAAGAGGGUCCAGCAGUAUGAGGUGGAGGUGACUCUUGAUCCUGAUACAGCACAACCCAAACUCAUCCUGUCUGCUGAUGGAAAACAAGUGAAACAUGUUGAUGUGAAGAAGAAUCUCCCAGACAAUCCAGAGAGAUUUGAUACUUGUACUUGUGUUUUAGCAAAGCAGAGUUUCUCUUCAGGAAGAUGUUAUUACGAGGUUCAGGUUAAAGGGAAGACUGACUGGGAUCUAGGAGUGGCCAGAGAGUCGAUCAACAGGAAGGGAAAGAUCUCACUGUCUCCUCAGAAAGGUUACUGGACGAUAGUGUUGAGGAAUGAAAAUGAGUACUCAGCUUGUGCUGGUCCUUCAGUCCGUCUCUCUCUGAAGUCUCAGCCUCAGAAGGUGGGGGUGUUUGUGGAUUAUGAGGAGGGUCUGGUCUCCUUUUAUGAUGUUGAUGCUGCAGCUCUGAUCUACUCCUUCACUGGCUGCUGCUUCAAAGAGAAACUCUACCCAUACUUUAGUGCUUAUAACAACAAAGGUGGUAAAAACUCUGUCCCUCUGAUCAUCUCUCCUGUCAAUCACACCGAGUCGAACAACCCUUUGAUUUGAAAUCAGGUUCAAUAUCAUGUAAUGUUAUAAAUGGAUGUGUUUUAGGGGAUGGGCGUUGUUUACACUUUAUUAUCAGAUUGUGAUCAAUGCAUUUUUUUCUUUAAAUGUUUUCGUUGCUACUAAAACAGCAAACCGAUUUGACUACAAAUAUUGGAAACGAUCUGAUGAAUUCUAAAAACUCUAUUACCUGCCUUUGAAAUCAUCUAGAGCAACAUAUUCAAAAUGAGAAGCUUUUGUACUUUCCAAACAUGUUGUAGUAGCCACAUAUGAAGCCAUUUCUGUGUUUGUUACGAUACAUGUUUUUUGAGUCACUAUAGGUGGUGGGCGUGUCAUUGGAUUUGUGUGGUGACGUUUGUGCUUAUAUCCGGUUGCUUUUACCUGCGCACUUUGUAUAGAUGGGGGAGUGAGCUAGAGAAGGACAAUUUUUGUUGACCGCACGCACGCACGCAUACAAGGAUAUACGUAUAUGGAUAUGGAAUAUUGCAUUUUUGCUUUGGAAAUAAAAGGUCAAACGCA